Fonsecaea multimorphosa CBS 102226 is the source of this 450-nucleotide messenger RNA. RefSeq lists its product as uncharacterized. Gene Ontology annotation, molecular function: iron ion binding; oxidoreductase activity, acting on paired donors, with incorporation or reduction of molecular oxygen; monooxygenase activity. The record is from RefSeq and is a predicted model, not a curated record. The coding region runs from base 1 to 450 and encodes 149 amino acids. The transcript is spliced from 2 exons. NCBI's taxonomy places the organism in Eukaryota, Fungi, Ascomycota, Eurotiomycetes, Chaetothyriales, Herpotrichiellaceae.
AUGAAGAACCUAUACUUUGCCCUCUGCUUGGCUGUUGUCUUUAUUGGGAUUUGGAGAGUAUUGCGCAUUGGCCGACGGGACCAGAAGCUCCCUCCUGGCCCUCCAACGGUGCCGAUACUGGGAAAUGCGCACCAGAUCCCACUGACGGGACUUGGGAAAAAGUUCGAACAAUGGGCCAAAGAAUAUGGUCCAAUCUAUUCGCUGAAGGUGUUCAAUUCCACGAUGAUUGUGAUUGCGGAUCGCAAAGCCACUUACGAGCUCCUCGACAAGAAAGGGAGCAUUUAUUCGGAAAGACCUUUUCUUGCCAUCCCGACGUAUGUCAGUCGUGGUCACCAUAUGACAUUUGAGCAGGCGACUCCCAUGUGGAGAGAAAAACGCACUGUUGUCACUCGCAAUCUGAACCCCAAAUCACUGGACACGAAGCAUUUUCGGAUUCAGGAGGCCGAGUAA